UCUUCUUCAAAACCCUAAAAACCUAAACUGGACGACAGACUGGCUUUCGUUCCAGAAGUCUUUUCACAAUUCAACGGCCUUCUUGGGAUUUUCAAAGGCUUUCUGACCUUUAAUUGUCGAGGAAAAACUUUCUCCUAGAAAACCCAAUUUUACUGUUUGCUGGGUUUCAUCUUCUUCACCAUUUUGCAAGUCUGGUAUGGAAUAUCAUAUUUGACGGGGCUGUUAAUAAUAUUUUUGAUAUGUUAUGGAGAGUUUAAGGGUUAUGGAUGCUGGCAUUGCUCCAUGCAGUGAUGGAUCGAUGCAGCUUGUUGAUAAUCUUCUAGAAAAUGAAAAUAUGGGUGAUGAGCUCCUUGAGGAUUUAGACUCUUAUUUAGAAGAUAUUAAUGAUCGGUUGACCAUUUCGAGGAUGGUGAGUGACUCUGUCAUAAGGGGCAUGGUUAAUGCAGUUAAAGAAGAUGCGGAUGAGAAAAUUGCUCAGAAAGAAUUGGAGGUGGCUGGAUUGAAGGAUAUGCUACAUCUUUACCAUAUGGAUGCGGAUAAAAAUGAAUUCUUAGGAUCUUCUUCAUCAUGCCAUGAGUCAAAAAUCACAAGUCACUGCAGGAUGUAUUGUAACUUUUCAGAUGUGUUUGUAGAGAAUGAUAACAUGAGAAAAUCUUUGGGCAGCCUCAGAAAUGCUGCUAAAGAUCAGUUCAAGAUGCUCAAGAAAGAAAUUGACCGCUUAAGAGGGGUUAGUUCGAUCAGGAAGAUUAGUUCAGGUUCUGAGCUGCUGGGAUUGGGUGGUAUUCUUCAAGAUAAGGUGUCUGAAAGAUGGACUGAUGUGGAUAUAAUGCUUGAAAAUCUAAAAGCUACAACAGACACUGUCUAUAAAUGGAUGGAAGAUACGCUCCAGUUAUCAAAGGCGUCACACUGUCGAUGGCAGCUAGAGCAAGAGUUUCAGGCUGAUAUUGAAGGUAUGGUAAUUAAGAAUUGCAUCCGGAGUCUCAAAGAAGAGUUUGAAGAAAGACUUUGGGAUCAAAAUGCUCGAUUUUGUGGUAAUGAAAGUGUGAAUUGGCAUGAAAAGAUUGAAGAGAUUUCAAGUUUGCGGCAGGAAUUGGAUGCCAUUUCUAAGUCACUGUCUGUUUAUGAAUUUGGGCAGCUAACUUCUCUUGGGUCCUUAGAGAUUGGUGAUGAUUGGAGUAAUGAUAAAAGGGCUGAUCAUUUCCACCGCAAAGUUUUGAGCAAGCAGGUUUCAUCAUCUUUGGUUUGGGAAGAAAAUGGCAAACAUGAAGAUGCAAAUGGUAAUAUCUCAGAAAAUUCAGAUCCUGCCUAUCUAAUGCACAUGGAGAGAGAUCAAUUGAUUACUCAGAUGACCACAAUGAGGAGAAAUCAUGAGCAGAAAGUGCAAGAGAUGACUGAACUAAACUUUAGCCUCAAGCGAGAAUUAUUGAAGCUGCGGGAAAAGGGAUCUUCUUUGCCAUUGAAGAAGGAUAAGGAGUUUGACAUGUUAAAGAAAAAAAUUCCCCAUUUCAUUUCAAAGUUGGACGACUUUCUUGUGGAAAAUCAGAAACUACCUGCAUUCAACGAAAAUGCUGAAAAUCUUGGCAGUUUGAAGGAAAGAAUGGAGUCCCUUCUUUCAGAAAAUCGCCAGCUUAAAGAUUCACUUUCAGAUAAGAAAAAGGAAGUCAACCGCCUCUCGUCACAUGUUUCUGAUGCUGAAUAUAAAAUGUCACAACAACAUCUAAUUGAGGCAAAUUUAUUAGAUGGACAUAUUAAAGAUUCGAUUAGUGAAGAAGUAUAUAAAUGUGUUCUUAGGGAGUUAUUGUGCCAAAUUAAAUGCAGCACUGAAGAGUCGGACUUGCAGUGUAAUAUGAUGCAAGAAAUUUUUAAACUUGUCUUCAAAGAAGCUGUUCAUAUUUCUGAACCUGCAGGCAAGAAUGAAAUUGAAGAUUCAGAUAUGGAGUCAAUUAUCAUGCAAGCGCUGGGUGGGAUAAUAUUCAGAGAAGUCUUGAAGGAUGCUGAAGAGAAAUUCAGUAACUUGAACAUGAAAUACAUUACCGAAAACAAACUACGAGUUUCUCUUGAAGCGGAGGCACUAAAAAAAGAAGAAGAAUCAAGAUUGGUGGUUCUGGAAAUGGAAAGAUUAAAGCAAGAAAAGGAGCAAUUUGAGUUAGCUUUCAAAGAGCAGUGGAUCUUGUUUUCUAAGAGAAGUAAGGAGUCAAACGUCAAGUUAAAUCAGAAGCUUGAUGCUGUUACCCAAGAGAAGCAGAAGGCUUUAUCAUUGUUCAAAGUUAAAGAGAGGGAGCAUCAAAAGCAAAUGGAAGCAAUAGCCAAUCUUGUCCAGGGAUUUUUGAAAUCAGUUGCUGGUUUUGAAAAUAGAGCAACGGAAAAUAUAUCAAAUACCAGUCUGAGGCUGGAAAGAUUGAUUUCUGAAUCGCGUUUGCUUAUCCCUAAUGCUAAUGUGCUCCGAAGAACGGGAUUGUUGUAUAAGCAGAGGCUUGAAAGGAGAUGUUCUGACCUUGAAAAGGCUGAAGCUGAGGUUGAUCUUUUGGGUGAUGAGGUCGGUACUCUUUUAAGCCUUCUUGAGAAAAUAUACAUUGCACUUGAUCAUUAUUCGCCAAUAUUGCAGCAUUAUCCUGGGAUUACUGAGAUUCUGAAGCUUGUAAAAAGAGAACUGAGUGGAAAAUCUACUAAAGCAGUCUAAUUUGUUCUCUCACUAGAGCCGCAUUAUUCAUUUUGGUCCCCGCUGCUGCAUCUUUGGGUAUUGUAGCAUUGAUCUUGGAGUCAUUACCAAGCAUCCAUUGCCUUUAUCAAUAUAACCAAACAAUACAAGAACACACUGGUGAAACCGAGCCUUGAAAGAUACACCUGUACUUGAGAUGUCCGGCGGGGUCUUUUUUUGGUUCUUAAGAAGGAUUUUUGAAGAAGACACAUAGAAGAGAUGCUAUACAUUUGCAAUAUUGGCAGGGAAACUUGUGGAGUACAGACUUGUCAAAAUAUUCUUUUAGUCCUUGGAGCUGUGGGAUUUUUUCCCUGAUCUCCAGUGAAGUAGAGGUAGGGCUUUGCAUUUAUAGUUACUGUUCCUUGUUCACUUCCACCCGUUUUUAUACAGGUUCAUAGUUUAUAAUGUAUAUGUGUUAUAUGGGAGAUGGAUAAGAAAAUGAAUGCUUUCUUCUUCUUUUA
This is a messenger RNA of Corylus avellana, 3159 nucleotides long. RefSeq names its product myosin heavy chain-like protein. The record is from RefSeq and is a predicted model, not a curated record. NCBI's taxonomy places the organism in Eukaryota, Viridiplantae, Streptophyta, Magnoliopsida, Fagales, Betulaceae.